UGCUCUAUGGUCUAUGGUCUUGGAUUGCUCGUGGAUUGUGGAAUUUGCAUUAUCGGCAUUUUGUUUUUCGUAUUUCUAUUUUAUUAAUUAGAUUUCAAGAUCAGGAUUUUUAGGACUUGCUUAAUUCUGAUUUCAUCACGUUAUUCGAAAUUGCGGCAUGUUCGUAGUAAGUGGAAGUGUUGUGUAGUGGAACAAUCUAACUGCGGUACGCACGCUAUAGCGUUGGGUAUCGGCAAAAAUGGCGGGAAUCAAAUCUUUAGCUGUGAGGGGUAUCAGGAGUUUUGGCCCUGAUGAAUGUGAUGAACAACGUAUUAACUUUGAGAAGCCCCUUACUCUAAUCCUGGGUCAAAAUGGCUGUGGUAAAACAACCAUUAUUGAAUGUUUGAGAUAUGCGAUAACCGGCAAUAUGCCGCCUGGGAGCCGAAACGAGUGUUUUGUUCAUGAUGCUAAAAUAAACCAUUCCACGGAGGUUAUGGCUCAAGUGAAAUUGAAGAUUGUGAAUGCAAAAGAUAAACAAUUGGAAGUAUCAAGAUCUAUGAGAGUAACAGCUUUCAAGAACAAGAAACCUAAAUUCCAGACUUUAGACUCAUUUCUCUCAGUGGUAGACGCAUCUGGCAAAACUAAGGACAUUUCAUCGAGAUGUGCAGACUUGGAUUUUGUGAUGCAUGAAGAACUAGGUGUGUCAAAGGCUAUACUGAACUCAGUCAUAUUCUGCCACCAAGAGGACUCAAGUUGGCCUCUAGAUGAAGGGAAGAAAGUGAAAGAGAGAUUUGAUGAAAUCUUUGAUUCUGACAAGUACAGUGACUGCUUUGAUCGCCUUCGGAAAAUCAGGAAGGAGUAUGGUGUUACUAUCAAAAUGAUGGAACAAGAAGUAGCCCAUCUAACGGAAAAGAAACAAGAUCUAGACAAGAAGAAGCUUGACCUUGUCAACACUGAGUCUCGUAUCUCUGAAGCGGAGAUUAAAAUAUCUGAACUGAAAGCCGAGUUGGAACCAAUAACAGAGAAGAUCAAGGCAAUUGAAACACUGCAGAAGAACUUGAUCUCAUAUGAGACAACCCGUGAGAAAAUAAAAUCAAGAUUAGAGAGAAGUCAAAAUGAUGAACAGGAGUUAAAGAAAUCAAUUAAAACCAUGUUUGAAGGCACAACUCCAGAACUUGAAGAAAAUAUAACAAACUAUAAUGCAACAGUAAAGGAAAAACAGGUAGAAUUAAAAGGAUCGUGUUCCAAAAUCAAUUCUUUCAAUAAGGAGGAAGAGAGGAUUGCCAAUGAGAAGACGUCAAAUGAAGUUAAAUUCAACAAGCUCAUAUUGCUAGAGAGUCAGAACCAAGAGAAGAUAGACAAAAGGAAUGUCAUGAUUGUGGAUAAUGCUAAGCUUGCUGAAAUGGAGAUGGGGAAAAUAGAAACAGACGAGGACGCAAUAAAAGGCAUGACCGCUAUAACGGACAAGAUAAACGACUUGUAUGACAAACUGAAGGAGCAAAAGGCCGCUGCCGAUCGCCAUGAGCGGGAACUGCAGAAACAAGUUGAUGAAAGUCGAGAUGCUCUUUCGCGUCACAAACAAAAAAUCUCAGGAAAAGAAGCAGAAAUCCAAUCUGUCAAAAAAGAUAUCACUAAGAUUGAGAAACAAAUCAAUGAUGCGAACAAAUCCAAGCUCAAACUUGAGGCUGUUGAAGAGAAAUUGAAGAAUGCAGAAGAAGAGUAUCAAAAGACGGUAGAUGAAUUAAACGUAGAGGAGUGUCAGAAUGAAAUUAACGCUGAUGAAAAAGCAAUGGAAACUCAUGAACAAGAGCUUGAAGAACUAAGUGAAAAGGUUACAAAAUUGCAAAAGCAAACAGCCACACUGAAAGAAAAGGACCUAAUUGAAGAACAACUAAAACAAAAGGAGAAACAAUUGACUGUGUUGAAGAACAAACAUAGAGCGACACUAACAGACUUGCUGGGAAGUGUGCCAGAGAACAAUUUUGCUUUUUCGGUGAACAAGUAUGAAGUUCAAAUCCGGUCGGAGGUGGAUUCUUUGAAGAAGAAGAUUAGGCAGAAGCAAACUGAGAUAACUCGAAUGGAAGCGAACCGCAAACACGUUCGCGAACAACUCAGUGAGAAGCGCGCCGAGCUCACCAAAGCAGAAGAUCAAAUGUACAAGGCUUGCGGCACGCAGACCUAUGAGGCUACAUUGGCCAAGAUUAACACCACCGUCGAGAAACUGCAGGAUGAGCAAAAUGUUCUGCAAUCGUCGAUGUUCAUAAUAGCAAAAUACAAGGGACAACUCAAAGACAACAAUUGUUGUCCGCUGUGUAAUCGUGGAUUUGAUAAUGAGACUGAGGUGACAGAUUUAAUAUCCCAGCUAACAACCCAAGUGAUGAAUGUACCAGGCAAGCUGGAAAAGGUUACGGAAGAAUUACAAAAGGCAUCAGCAAAGAAAGACGAUCUUCUUGCCAUGAGGUCUUUGAAUGACAAGAUAGUGUCUCUCAAAGAAAAAGAUAUACCCCAGCUUGAGACGCGCUUGAUUGAAGCUGAUAAGGAAAUAGCAACUCUUACUGAAACAAUGGAAGAAAUGUCCAUGUCUCUAUUGGAACCGGAGCAGAAGCUCGCGUCAACGCGUCAGAUUCAAGGCGACAUGCCUCUCCUCGAUCGAUUCACUAAUGAAGUCAAAACUACUACCAAAGACCUAGAAAAAGUCAAGGAGAAAUGCACGGACGUAAUAUCGGAUAUAACGCUUGAAGUCGCAACUGCGAAGCAAACAGAUUUGAGACAGAAGAUCAGUACACUGCGCACGCGCAUCAAGGCAGCACAAGCCAAACUCAACGCGCACAAUAAGAAGCUGCAAUCUAUGGCGAAUUCAAAGAAUAAACUUAAGGAGGAGGUGCUUAAUAUACAGAAGAAGGUCCAAGAACUGGUUAACUUGCAAGAGAAUCAAAAGCAAAUGGAAGCCAACAGAGAUAAGUUUAUGGAGGAAUUAAAGGAGCUUCAGGACGGUAUCGCGCCGUUGGAAGCUGAACUGAAAGAGAAAGAGAGCAAGAAGAUUGAGGCGGUGAAAAAGAACAGGUCUGACAUUGAAGUAAGAAACACAUACAUAAGCAAAAUAGCGAACGCCUUUGAGAAAGUCAAGUCAGUGGACUUGGACAUACGGAUGCACAAGGAAAGGAACAUCCAGCGUGAAAUGGAGAAGAUAAAGGAGGCGAAUGAGAAGCUGUUGACGAGGCAGAAGCAGAUCAUGGUCGACAGAGACACGCUUACAAAGAGGAUUGAUAGCUUGAAAGAUGAACUGUCCAAACAAGAGAUUUACAAGCGUAACCUAGAAGACAACCUGAAGUUGCGCAAAGCUCAGGCGGAGAUCGAGAAGUGUGAGAAGGAGCUUGUGGAGAUCAACGAGAAACUGAGCGGAGUCAACAUGGAGAUGAUCGCAGAGAAGGAGCCGCUCAUCACUAAGCAGACUAUGAUAUUCAGGGAGAAGGCGCAGAAUGAGGGAAAACUCAAUGAACUGAAGGAAAGAUUGAAACAAAAUAAGCUUGAGCUGAAGAGGACCCAAAACAAGGAUAUUGAGAAUAGAUACAGGCAGAAGUUCUAUGAGCUACAUGUCACUAAAGCAAUCGACAAGGACGUCCGAGAUUACUCAGUCGCUCUGGAGAAAUGUCUUAUGGAAUUCCAUAAAGAGAAGAUGGAGAAUAUUAAUCUUAUUAUAAGGGAAAUGUGGAGAAAGAUAUAUAGAGGUAAUGACAUCGACUAUAUAGAAAUAAAGACGGAAGGAAGCAUGACGACAGAGUCUGAUCGCCGUAAAUAUGAUUACAGGGUGGUUCAGUCUAAAAAUGGUGUGGAGAUCGAUAUGCGUGGCCGGUGUAGUGCGGGACAGAAGGUGCUGGCUUGUCUCAUCAUAAGGCUGGCUCUAGCGGAAACGUUUAGUUCAAAAUUCGGCAUCUUGGCACUAGAUGAACCAACUACUAACUUAGAUGAUGACAAUAUAAAAUCCCUGUGCUCUGCGCUCGGAGAGAUAGUACAAGAGAGGAUGCACCAACGGAACUUCAUGUUCAUAAUCAUCACCCACGACAAGGAGUUCAUAGAGUCACUAGGAAACAUUGACAGAGUCACGCAUUACUACGAGGUGUCUAGAAACGAGGAAGGAAAGUCCAGAGUUAAAAAGAUUAGAUUCUCUUAAACAACUUUAAAAUUAUUUCAUUAUUGUAUGUCGAAUAUUAGUAAAGUGUAUUUGUAUAUGCCAUUCCUUUUUGUUUCAUGUUAUCUAUAUGUAGUUAAGGGCUGUGCCUUUUAUUGUGUUACUGUGUAAGAGUAAUUUGAUUAUUUUUUGAUGAAGUAAAAUCAUUUUGUAUUCCUCGAAAGUUUAUUUCAUUUAUAUACAAAUAAAUAUACAGCAUUAAAAAUAAUUUAUAAAGGUGGUUCCACACCUGCGCACGCGCACGAACCGUGCACAGUUCUGUACUCCACCCUAAAUAUCACCAACAUGCAUGCCGCCACUUGGCACUUGUACAAUAUGCACGCAAACCACUCAAAGACAAGUCCACAUUAUUUUUACCUUAUUUCACAAAAA
Molecule: messenger RNA, 4540 nt
Organism: Maniola jurtina (meadow brown)
Lineage: Eukaryota; Metazoa; Arthropoda; Insecta; Lepidoptera; Nymphalidae
Gene: rad50
Product: DNA repair protein RAD50
Exons: 22
Coding region: 239-4150 (1303 amino acids)
Biological process (GO): chromosome organization involved in meiotic cell cycle; double-strand break repair; telomere maintenance via recombination
Cellular component (GO): Mre11 complex; nucleus; condensed nuclear chromosome
Molecular function (GO): G-quadruplex DNA binding; double-stranded telomeric DNA binding; ATP hydrolysis activity
Source: RefSeq, a predicted model, not a curated record